GUAUGGCGGCAGUCUCACGCCUGCGCUGUAGCCGCUUGGUUGUUGUCGGGUUUGUCGUUUCGGCAGCACGCUCGGAAGAGGCAGCAGCAUGUCGCGGGUGUAUAUCGGAAGGUUGAGCUACAGAGCCAGAGAGAAGGACGUAGAGAGGUUCUUUAAAGGCUACGGGAAGAUACUCGAAGUCGACUUGAAAAACGGGUAUGGGUUCGUUGAAUUCGAUGACCCCCGUGAUGCUGAUGAUGCAGUAUAUGACCUAAACGGCAAAGAGCUGUGUGGAGAGAGGGUCAUUGUGGAGCACACCAGGGGACCACGUCGUGAUGGAGGCUAUGGUGGUGGUGGUGGUGGAGGAGGAGGUGGUGGAGGAGGUGGAGGAGGAGGAGGAGGGCGGAGUGGAUAUGGACGCUGGGGAGGAAGAGACAGAUAUGGUCCACCUAUACGGACAGAUUAUCGGCUUAUUGUUGAGAAUCUUUCCAGCCGCUGUAGCUGGCAAGACUUAAAGGACUACAUGAGGCAGGCGGGUGAAGUGACUUACGCUGACACCCACAAGGGCCGGAAGAAUGAGGGGGUGAUCGAGUUCAGGCUCUACUCUGAUAUGAAGAGGGCCCUGGAGAAGCUCGACGGCACAGAGGUGAACGGCAGAAAGAUCCGGCUCAUUGAGGACCGUCCUGGUGCCAGGCGCCGCCGCUCGUAUUCUCGUAGCCGCAGCCGUUCCAGGUCUCGCUCCAGGAGCCGCAGGUCUCGUAAGAGCCGCAGCCGCAGUGAGAGCAGCAGUCGCAGCCGCUCCCGCUCCAGAGCUGCUUCUCGCUCCCGCAGCCGAUCUCGUAGCAAGAAGAAUAAGGGAAAGGGCAAGAAGGAGGAGGAGGAGCGCAGCAACGGCGCUCAGAAGAACAAGGAUCGCAGCCGGAGCCGCAGCCCCAAGAGUAAAAAGAGCAAGAAAGAAGGGAAAAAGGGCAAGAAGGGGGAGUCCAGGUCCAGGUCUCGCUCUCGUUCUCGCUCCAGGUCUCGCUCUAGAUCUCGUUCUGCAUCUGGAGCUAAAGAUCAGUCAAGGAAAUCUGUCUCAAAGGGCCGGGAGGAGCCCAAGAGCGAUGACGAGGGCGGCGAGCCUGAGCGAGGCUCACGCUCUCGUUCUCGUUCCCAUUCUCAGUCUCCUGAGGAGUCCAAAUCCAGAGCCAGGUCUAAAUCAAAGUCCAAAUCCCGUUCCCCCUCACCUGCCAAAGCCCGCUCCCGUUCCCGCUCCGCCUCCAGAUCGGAGUCCCGCUCUAAAUCCCGCUCCCAGUCUCGUUCUCGUUCCCGUUCCCGCUCUUAGUUCAGAUUUUGGACUGUUUGUCACAAGCCCUCCUCCCAGUGUCUCCCUCCUGCCCUCCAUUUACAUUCCCCGUGCCCGACAACACUAUCCUCACCUCCUGUUUUUUGAUAAGUAGCUGUAGAAUACCAGGCGCUCAUGCUCGAUGUCUCUUAUGCACAUGCUACUCCAUUUCAUUUGCCCUUUACCAACAUACGUUUUCAUUAGUGGUGUUUGUAACAAUAACAACAGGGUGCAAUGUCAGUUUUAUAAGUUCAAGCGAAGGUAUGGUAUUUGUCUUAGCCUUUUUUAAUCAAAUGUAGAAGCAUACUGUUUUUGUCGAUAUGCUGGUUGGGAACACCUUCCCCACUUUUGUGAAAUCCUUGUAAUCUUUGUUUCACAUUAAAAAAAAAAAAAAAGCUUGUUCUGGACUUGUUAGUCAUGUUUAUGUUGGUAAUAAAUUCGGUGUGUGAGGGAAGCA
This is a messenger RNA of Pundamilia nyererei, 1760 nucleotides long. It is a transcript of the gene srsf4, whose product is annotated as serine and arginine rich splicing factor 4. The transcript has 6 exons. NCBI's taxonomy places the organism in Eukaryota, Metazoa, Chordata, Actinopteri, Cichliformes, Cichlidae. Gene Ontology annotation, molecular function: mRNA binding. Gene Ontology annotation, cellular component: nucleus; cytoplasm. The record is from RefSeq and is a predicted model, not a curated record. Bases 89 to 1303 code for a protein of 404 amino acids.